GUCUUGUCGUUGCUGCCGUUGGCUAAACUCAGGCGAGCCAAGAUGGCAGAAUACCUGGCAUCCAUUUUUGGGACAGAAAAGGAUAAGGUCAACUGUUCUUUUUAUUUCAAAAUUGGUGCCUGCCGACAUGGCGACCGCUGUUCCAGAUUACACAACAAGCCGACAUUCAGCCAGACAAUUGCCCUUCUGAAUAUUUACCGUAACCCUCAAAACAGUGCCCAGUCUGCUGAUGGUCUGACUUGUGCCAUCAGUGAUAUGGAGAUGCAGGAGCACUAUGACGAGUUUUUUGAGGAGGUUUUCACAGAGAUGGAAGAAAAGUACGGAGAGGUGGAGGAAAUGAAUGUGUGUGACAACCUCGGAGACCAUCUAGUAGGAAAUGUGUACGUGAAGUUCCGUUAUGAAGAGGACGCAGAGAAGGCUGUGAUAGAUCUGAAUAAUCGAUGGUUUAAUGGACAGCCCAUCCAUGCAGAACUCUCUCCUGUCACUGACUUCAGAGAAGCCUGCUGUCGUCAGUAUGAAAUGGGGGAAUGCACUCGUGGUGGCUUCUGCAACUUCAUGCACCUGAAACCCAUCUCACGUGAACUGAGGAGAGAGCUGUAUGGACGCAGGAGGAAGGGCCGCCACAGAUCUCGGUCACGAUCAAGAGAGAGGCGGUCUCGCUCCAGAGACAGAGGUCGAGGAGGUGGCCGUGACCAUGAGAGACGUCGCUCAAGAGACAGAGAACGUUCAGGACGAUUCUGAACCACAAGCCAUAACUACUCAUCCCUCAUACCCGCAUCCAUCCCUGGUCUUUUUUAAGUUUAUACUCUCUGAGAUUUAUUAUAGGACUGAUAGAAAAGUACCUGUAACCUGAUGGAGAAGCUGUGUCGGCAUUGAUGAAUCUGUUUUUCUUGUUUUCUGAAAAUGACUUUCACCUCAUUAAAUUGAACAUUUUUAAUGAA
Messenger RNA from Cheilinus undulatus (humphead wrasse), 941 nucleotides. RefSeq names its product U2 small nuclear RNA auxiliary factor 1 (gene u2af1). NCBI's taxonomy places the organism in Eukaryota, Metazoa, Chordata, Actinopteri, Labriformes, Labridae. Bases 43 to 741 code for a protein of 232 amino acids. Gene Ontology annotation, cellular component: U2AF complex; spliceosomal complex. Gene Ontology annotation, molecular function: metal ion binding; pre-mRNA 3'-splice site binding. The record is from RefSeq and is a predicted model, not a curated record. Gene Ontology annotation, biological process: mRNA splicing, via spliceosome. The transcript is spliced from 8 exons.